GCACCAGCGGCUGCGGAACGGCUGUGCGGGCGGCGACGAUGCUGGCGGCGGCUGCCCCUUCUCACCGCGGCACCUUUCAGUUCUCCGCGGCCGCGGAGGGGCGGGCGGGCGUGCGCGCGCUUGUGCGUGCGAUCCUUCCGCGGCGCCCCGACUCGAAGGGUCCCGGGAAGGGAGGGGCAGACUGAGGCGGGGGCGCGGAGGGAUACCGCUCUGGGACAAUCACGGCUGCCACGUGCGGCAGAGAGGUCCGGUUGCGGUGAGGUCGCUGGGGGCGGCUGCCCGAGGCCUGCGGAGGAGGUGGCUCCUACGUCGCAUUGGGCACCCCGGGGAUGGGGGCGUCCGGGACGCCUCCAGUCCCCGAGGCUGGGGCGUGAUGCGCCUCUCUUCUGCGUCCGGUGGCUGGGAUGCGGAAUCUUGAGCCUUGGUGUUGGAUUGCCGAGUUGCCCUGGUGACGGGAUGUGGCGCGUUUACUCCUGCUCGUGGUGGGGGUGGCAGUGGCAAGGUCGCUCACGCUCAACGCCGGCGUCCUCAAUGGGACCCUCUUCCCUGGGGGGCUCAGCAGCCGAGAGGGCCCAUCCCGGCAACCUGAAAUCCGAGCUGGCGUUUGUGCUCUCAGGACCAUUUCUGAGCUUUGCCAGUCUUUCAUUGUUGCCUCAUUUGGGUACCAAGGCUUCGCAUUCUCUGGAUUCUUUGACAGUAAGAACGCCUUUAAGACUGCUAAUCACCUGUGGCUAAAUUACUCAAAAUUCCGGAUAAAACCAAUAGCGACCUAUGUAAACUAUUGUUGGCUACUGGGAAAGUUAGUGGCGGAUCAAUGAAAUCACUGAAAAAACAAGGAAUAAAAGAUCUAAGAAAGGGUUCCCCGGCUGAAUAUAAUACAGUUUCUGCUAUUUAAAGGUAAAAUAAUUGCAGGUCCCAGGUCUGAGAAUGGCUUGUAUUUACAAGGCGGAGUCCCUGUGAUUCUCUCAUCUCUUCGGUAAUCUCUGGGUGCUUUGACUAGACAAGGAAUUAGGAGACGACCUACAGCAAUUUUAAUUUUAAGUGAACAAAAAUGAUCCGCCAAUCAAGGAAAGGAAGAAGGCUCAUUUAAAACGUUGAAAAGUUAAUUUCAAAUUUAAAGUUAUCCUGUAAGGUCACGAUUUGUUAAACAGCUGUAGCUCAUGAAAGAAGACAAACUGGUUGCUAAACAAUUUAAUUGGUUCUGAAGCUUUGUAUUUUUUCUGCUGUUUGCUUUAAUAUAUUUUCUGCUGAAAUCAGCUACUGCAGGGGCGGGGGGCGGGGUACAGUAGGAGAACCCCCAAGUCAGGAACCUAUCAGAUUGAGACAAUGUAUUUUCUCAUGUUCUGAUGAUACAGAAUACAUAUGUGGUAUAAAAUGUGUGCCAAAAAUUGUUUCAUUUUUGCGUGUGUGCCUAGUUACACUUACUGGUUUAUUACUUUACCUCUUUGUAGUGGUGUUUGAUGGUUUUAAUCCUUCAAUCUUAGUUUAUCACCUUAAAAGCUGAUAAUACAGUGUGUUGAUAGCACUGAAUAUGGUCACUUUGUGAGAAAUCACCAAGCUGUACAGUUAAAAUUUGUGCUUUUAGUAUGCAUGUUAUAAUUCAAUAAAUUUAAACA
Molecule: messenger RNA, 1616 nt
Organism: Lontra canadensis (Northern American river otter)
Lineage: Eukaryota; Metazoa; Chordata; Mammalia; Carnivora; Mustelidae
Source: RefSeq, a predicted model, not a curated record